Messenger RNA from Lodderomyces beijingensis, 1122 nucleotides. Lineage: Eukaryota; Fungi; Ascomycota; Pichiomycetes; Serinales; Debaryomycetaceae. The record is from the annotation of a GenBank genome assembly.
AUGUCAGCUGAGUCAGAAAAUACUGCCUCUGGGCCAGUGGGCGUGUCCGAGCAGUUGGAACGCACCCAUCUUGCAGACCACUCCCACACGGAAGAUGAGAUAGACGAAGAUGACAAAGACAAAGACGAGGACGGAGACGAGGACGAAGAGACUGGUGCGGUUCAGUACCAGGGCACGGUGAUCCCAGACGAUAACCAACAGGAAAUAGACGCUGAUCAGAAUUUGACAGACGGGUUGGACCCGGAAACUACAUUCAUCGACUUGGUCCACUUGAAGAUAACGUCGUUAGAGGACCUCGACCUUGCCAGAUUUCGCAAAUUGGAGUCGCUUUGCUUGAGACAGAACUUGAUCUCGUCGAUGGUGGGCGUGCGAGAACUUUCGCCAACGUUGGAAGAGUUGGAUUUCUACGAUAAUCGCAUCAAUCACAUUUCAAGCUCGAUCCAGCAUCUCGCCAAUUUGAAAAACUUGGACUUGUCUUUCAACAAGAUCAAGAAUAUCAAAAACUUGGAGGCCCUAGUCAAGUUGGAGAACUUGUAUUUUGUUGCCAACAAGAUUAGAGAAAUCAAAAACUUGGAAACGUUGACUAAAGUGACCAAUUUGGAGCUUGGUAGCAACAAGAUUGAAGUGAUUGAAAACAUUGACAAGCUCGUCGACUUGGCCCAGCUCUGGCUAGGUAAAAAUAGGAUCCGUAAAUUGCAAAACUUGGAUACCUUGGUGAACUUGCGGGUUCUUUCAAUCCAGUCGAAUAGAAUAACAAAGAUGGAAGGGUUGGAGCACUUGGUCAGUCUAGAGGAGUUGUACUUGUCGCACAACGGCAUACAAAAGUUGGAAGGUUUGCAAAACAAUCUCAACCUCCAAGUGCUUGAUGUGACUUCAAAUAAACUAACCGAGCUCUCUGGCUUGAAGCACUUGACGAAGCUCACUGAUUUUUGGUGUUCGUACAAUCAAAUAUCGAGUUUUGAAAACGUGGGCGAGCAGUUGGGGAAAUUGCCCGAUCUCGAAUGCGUUUAUUUCGAAGGUAAUCCUAUACAAACGGAGAACCCCACUGCGUAUAGGAGAAAAUUGAAGCUAUACUUGGGUCCCUCCAUCAACAAAAUAGACGCAACUUACUUGCGUUCUUGA